AUGCACCACGAGCUGUUCUUGGCUCUGCUUGGGCACACAGGUGACGUCGUUGAGCGCCGUGCCGACGGCUUCUUCGUUCGCAAAGAGGCUUCAUUCCUGUCACAAGCCCAGCACAGUAUUUUGAACCGCCUGCUUAGCCUAGGUUUCGCCUUCUCGACCUUGGACCAGUUCGUGCGACAGGCGCCCAAAUUCCCGAGUGUUUAUCUCCAGGCUUUAGCGCAGGCUGUGGAGCGGCUGCUGGAUCGCUACGCUGAUGCAAUCGUGGAGCUUGAGGCCAAAACGCUGAGGGCCAGUGCCGUCUUCCCCAUGUCCAACCUCAUGUUCGAGCUCGAAGAGUUUACGGAGAUUCUACCGGAAGUUUGUGGACUGGGGGCGAAAUUACUCGGCGUCGUAUACCAAAGCACCAGCUCUGGAUUCCCCAGAGUACGAAAAUGUAUGCAAGAAUUACUGUAUUCGUGUCAUCGAGUGCUGUUUAAGCAGAUGAUGGCCUGGAUGGUGCAUGGUGAGAUCGUGGACCCGCACAAGGAGUUUUUCUUCACAAUGGACUUGGAGGCUGUCUCAUUGGAUUACUUCCCGACGUCUGUGGCUGAAAGUGUGUUUGUCAUUGGCAAGGCGGUGCACAUCUUGACACGAGCGAACCAGUUCUCCCCACGUGAGGUGCAAGAUGUUGUCAAGACCAUGUCGGAGCUGGCGCGACGGCCUGUAUUUGAUGCUGUAGCAGUCGAACAUGAGGUGGAGAAAGUGCGCCGUCAUGUGGCAAGCAGAUUGCACCAAGAAGUGGUUGUCAAGUCGGACUUUGUAGGCUAUCUUCAUGUCUUGAAAGGCUUCUUCCUGCUAUCACGCGGAGAAGUGUUCCAGACGUUCAUUGAACGUAGCUUCGACAUGAUGCGGUUGAAGCCGACAAUUAAAUCCGAGGAAGAUGUGAACUACGGUCUCUGGCGAGAAGUUGUGUGUGAUUUAAUACCGGAAGACGAAGUGUGGGGACGCGACUUCGACAUGCAGCUCCCACUGCAGACGUUUGCGCUGAAAGUGUUUUCUUCCAGCGAUGAUCUGCUUCUUUUUAACGCAUCACGAGUGGAAAAAAGUGGCUCCGUCUGGUGGCGACAUGCGCAAAUGGAUGGAUAUUCGUUUUCGUCCGAGUUUACGCUGCAAUGGGAACAGAAAGCUUUCUGGAGUGGAAGCCACCGCGCUUCUCUUUUGCUCCGAAAUGAGGGAACUUUAGGUCCUGCUACAUUAGUGAAUGGCUCGUUUGAGCUGGACGACCCUCAUACCGUGUAUGUGAGCGUCGACGUGGCCAUCGAACACCUCCCUGGCAACAUGAACGGAAUGCGUGUGAUGGCUCAAGUAAAACCCUCGUGUGGAGGUGAAAACGGCAUUCAUUCGUCGCCAGUUGUAGAAGUUCCGAUGAUGGACAGCAAUAAUCCAGUGCUUUACGUCCGAAUCCAGUACGCACGUCAAGAAGUCACCGUGACAGCGUCAAAGCAGAUCAUGUACAAGAAAAUGCUGGCUGUGGUUGUCAAUGACGUGCUGAUGGUAGAGACGCAGAUUGAUCUUCAGCAAGUGCUUAGCUUACACGCCGCUAGAGGUGAAUACUGGAUGGGCCUUGGAUUUUCCUCGCUCGUUCGACUUACCGACUGGAGCUUGGACAAAUACUCGGCCAAGACCAGUUGGAGAGAAGGCAGUGGCAUUAAUUUGAAGGAGAACAAUACUGCAGUGACUCCGCGGGAGCUGUGGCACGCGUUGAAUUUGCGCUGCAAUGUGCGUUGGCCAUUGCAACUGCUAGCCACGUCUGAUCUUCUGCGCUCAUACAGCCAUUUAUUCCAGUUUUGCUUUCGAUUGAAGCGAGUAGCACACGCUCUGGAGUUGGCGUGGAAAAGUAACACGCUGCGCUCGAAACACACCACCGGAAAAGGUGCCACGUCUGCUGCUGGUGCACUACGUAUCCGCAUGAGCUUUGUGGUUCGCACUCUGGAGUUGCAUUUCCAGGUGUUUGUGAUUGAAAACAAGUUCAAAAAGUGCGUCGAGCAAAUCGAGAGUGCAGGCGACUUUGACCGGGCCAAGCGAGUGCAUGAGACGUUUGUGGCCGGUGUAGUUAAGAGCUGCUAUGUGCAUACGAAGACUGUGGCAUCCGCACUUGAAGAGUUGCUGGGCUGUUGCUGGCAAUUCGCAGAGUACGUGUUGCAGCUGAAGGACGGCGCGGAGCUCUCGACCGACCGGGUCGCGUUACUGGAUCAGGAAUUCCAUCGUCGGUUCGAGUUCCUCUACAGUGUCUUGCAGAUAUCCGAAGCGCGGGACUUGCUCUUCCUGCUCGAUAGCAACGGUUUUUUUGCGGCCGAGCGAGAACGUAGAAAGCAACAAGAGUAA
Molecule: messenger RNA, 2364 nt
Organism: Phytophthora infestans T30-4
Lineage: Eukaryota; Oomycota; Peronosporomycetes; Peronosporales; Peronosporaceae
Product: gamma-tubulin complex component 4, putative
Exons: 6
Coding region: 1-2364 (787 amino acids)
Biological process (GO): microtubule nucleation; spindle assembly; cytoplasmic microtubule organization
Cellular component (GO): equatorial microtubule organizing center; spindle pole; gamma-tubulin complex
Molecular function (GO): gamma-tubulin binding; microtubule minus-end binding
Source: RefSeq, a predicted model, not a curated record